GUUAAAUUAAAAAGAGGUUAUAUUAUGUUAGAUUUGGAUAGUUACUGUCAUAAUAAUAACUUUGAUGAAUAAUAAUUAUUCUAAAGAUAAUAUAUAAAUUAAUAAAACAUGACGAGUCGUGUAAAAUCAGGUACAACUAGAAUAGAAGUUGAAAUAGAAAAGAGUAGAGAAGAAUCAAAUUGGUUGAAGGUUAUAGAACUAGCAGAACAGUUAAAGGAGAAGUCUCCAGAAUUUGUUUGUUUAGCUGAUUUUUUAAUUGGAGAAGGUAAAUUAGAAAACUUUUUGGAAGAAUGGCCACCCACGGAAGCAAAUGUAAAUAGAGCAAAACUUGGGUUAAUAGAAGCAAAACGUUAUCUCCAUCUAGUUGUUACUGAAGCAGGAAUUAAGGCUGGAGUGGCUAUGGAUGCACAUUUGCUUCUUGGAAAAUUGCAGUUUGCUUGUGGUCAGUAUGCUGAUGGUUUAAAACACUUUAAAUUAGCUGAUCUGCAAAAUCUAACAGAAAAGAAAUUACCACUACGUAGCUUAAGAAUAGUGGCUGAAUCAUAUGCGGUAAAGGCAUUAUGCCUCCAGAAAGAUGAUACUGCUGCUAGUAAAUUUAAAAAGGCUGAAAAACAAGAAGAGAUGAUUAAAUGCUUGGACUUAGCCACCGACUUAAGUUUACUUUAUAUGCAAAAAUUGGAAAAAGAACUAAAUUCCACAGUUCCUAGUUCAAAUACCGGUAGUCAUUCACCUCAGCCUCCUGCUCAACAAAAGCCAGUUGGAGAAAUAUUAGAACAAGCAAUACACUUAACUCCAAUAUUUCUUAUUCAACAACAUAAACCAGAAUUAGCACUAGAAAGGUACAGAAAUUCCCUAUGCGCUGUAGAAGCUCAUGGCGUUAAUAAUAUUAGACUGAAAUUUAUGUGUCAAAUGGCAGAAUUGUUACUUCAUGGUCUUGUAGGAGAGAAAUAUAAACCUCCUUCGAGUUCUCCUCCUAAGAGUUCUAUAUGGAAGCCUAAAUUUUAUGCAUCUUUAAAUCAAUUUAUUCCCAGAAAUGAAUGCGAAGAAACGAUAUUGCUACUUUUAGUUGCCGAAUCUAUGGCAGUUAGAAAUGCAGUAUUGUCGCAAUCACCGGAAUUUAGAGAUAUACGAUUAAGCGCCUAUCAGGAUGCUGUAACAGUAUACGAUUUACUAACAGUAGCUACAGUUCGUUGGGGACAAAUUGAUCUUUUACAAGAGUCGCUAGAACGUUCGAUGAAAUUUUCAUUUGAUGAAGCUCAUAUGUGGAAACAGUACGCAUUAAGUCUUUUAUCAAUCAAUAGCUUUGAUCACGCGUUAUCAGUGCUAAAGGAAGCCAUUAGAUUAGAGCCAAGUGAUGCCAGCAUCUGUCUUUUAGCUGCCAAAUUAUGUUACGAACAUCUUAAUUUAAUUGUUGAAGGUACAAAUUUUAGUAUGCAGGCAAGAGAAAAAGCCUUAACAUCAUCGGAAGGACUUUUGGGUAGAUGCCAUUUGUAUCUAGGUAUUGGUUACCACUUACAAGCCGAAGCCUGUCAGUUGCGAAAAGAAAAGGAUCAUUUGAGGCAUAAUGCACUUAAUAAUUUUAGAAGUGCUGUAGAAUUAGAACCAAACGACCAUUUGUCCAGAUAUUAUCUCGGACUACAGUUAGCUAUACUCGGAAACAUUCCAGAAGCUCAACAACACGUAUGUGUUGGUUUGGAUCUUCAUCCUGAACAUUCUACCUCUUUGCAUCUUCUUGUUCUGCUGUUAACGGCCCAGAGACAGCAUAGUAGUGCUCUUCUGGUGGUUGAAAAUGCCUUGGAAGAGUAUCCAGAUAGCCUCAAUCUCAUGUAUGUGAAGGCAUAUCUAGAUUUACAUGAGUUCGGAGGAGAGAAAGCCUUAGUAACAGCCAAACAGAUGUUAGAACUUUGGAAAAAUCUCUAUGAAGGCCAAACAAUUUCAGAUAUACCAGAAUGUGAUAGAAAAAGUGACACGAGAUCAGUCUUCCAACUAUACAGUUCAGAAAUGUCAGAUAAAGACUCAAGUUCCUUACAUCUGCACAAUCUGGCAGCCACAAGAGUAGAGCAAGCUCUUAGUGAGGUCGCUAGUUCCAUGAGCAGUUUUAACCCUAGACCUGGUCCUCAGCGAGCAUGGAUGCUGCAGGUCGAAAUCUGGCUGCUUUUAGCUGAACUGUACCUUGCUCUAGACCAGCCUGCUGACAUUCAAAUGUGCGUUCAAGAAGCCAUGCAGAUAUAUCCAUUGAGUCACCAUACAAUGCAUAUGAAAGGGCUUCUUCACAUGCAUAAACAAGAGUGGGCUGAUGCCAAAAUGUGCUUCCAAAAUGCUGUCGCUAUUAAUCCACUUCAUGUUCAGUCGUUGCAACAAUUAGGUUUAGUUUAUCAUUAUUUAGACCUUCAAGGAUUAGCUGAAACUACCUUGCGGGAGGCUGCUAAGAUCGAACCCAAAAAUCAUGUUACAUGGUACAACUUGGGCAAAGUCCUUGAAGCUCUUGGAGAAUAUGAAAAUGCCAGUAAUGCAAUGGCGACAGCUCUUCUUGAAGAACAAAAUAGUCCUAUUCUUCCUUUUAAUUCGGUCCCAAUAACUUUUGAAUAGAAUAGUUAGGUAAUUUGUAAAAAACGAUAAGGUCCUAUUCAAUGUGUUUAUAAUUAACGGGUACUUAGCUAAUCUUCAAGUUCAUCCAAUAAUAGUAUUUUACCAUUUAUAUAUAGUAUUUUGGAUAGUAAUUAAUAGGUACUGGUAACUUUUAUGAAUUUAAUAUACCGUUAAAGUUAAUUAACUAUGGAAAUACUGAGAGAUGAAAAAAGUCUUGAUUGUACGAAUAUAUAAACAAGAAAAUUUCUCGAAACAAGAACUAACCAGAAUAAUCACUAUUAGACUUCAAGAAAAUCUAAAGAUAAUACAUGGACUUGGUGCAAAAUAAAAAAACUUGGAGAGCUGGAAAAUAAUGCUCCAUGAGUAAAAAAUCGCAAAUAAUUACACCAAACAUAAACUAAAUAUACAAAAAUCUCAAUACACAGCUUCAAAUUUUCUCUUUAUAAAAAUGCAGUUAAGGGAAAUAUGUCACAAUUAUUAGCAAUGUAGUACAUCAAACCAUACUGCUGCAUUAGAGAAGAUUAGAAGAACAGCUUCUAUGAAGAGCAGAUUGUACAAAUGUUGAGAGAAUUACAUCCAGAAAAACUGACUGUUUGGUUUGCUUUGUGGGCUGGUGGAAUCAUUGGUCAGUACUUCUUCAAAAACGAUACUAGCCAGAACGCUACAGUCAAUGGUGACCGAUAUAGGUAAAAGAAAAACAUGUGAAUACUUUCUUAUUGAGGAAAUCGUAUCGUAAAAUUAAGAAUAUCAAUGUUAUUUUGUGUCAAAAGUUUAAAUGAUUUUUUCCUGUUAAAAUUUGUAGAUACCAAAAGUACUCUUUCUCGAAAAACCUGUUGUAUCAUACUAAUGUUGAAUAACUAUAAUACUAGGGGAACUUAGAAGGUAUUAUAUUUGAUGUAAAUCGAAAUGUAUAUUUUCGACAU
Diabrotica balteata is the source of this 3512-nucleotide messenger RNA. The record is from the annotation of a GenBank genome assembly. Lineage: Eukaryota; Metazoa; Arthropoda; Insecta; Coleoptera; Chrysomelidae.